Patiria miniata (bat star) is the source of this 9846-nucleotide messenger RNA. Its product is annotated as rootletin-like. The record is from RefSeq and is a predicted model, not a curated record. NCBI's taxonomy places the organism in Eukaryota, Metazoa, Echinodermata, Asteroidea, Valvatida, Asterinidae. The transcript is spliced from 39 exons. The coding region runs from base 412 to 7068 and encodes 2218 amino acids.
ACCAGUGACGUAGUAUACACGUUGGAUAUGGUGAAUGAGUGAACGGCUGCAGUGCAAGUGUGUGUACAUCGUAUUUUGGAAAGGAAAGAGGCGGAUUUCUCGCACUAGCUUUCCGCUGGGAUUUCUGUUGUUCAAUGGACUUCCGCAUGAAGUGAACCGCUUCCUUCGGUGGCAGUUAUCGGCAGGACCUCUGUAUUGCUCUCGCGACUUUUUUAGAUCGUUUUCGCUGGAUCCGGAUUUCGGAACAGGUUGUCGCGUUCCCCGACUCAAUGUGCCGCUUCAGCAAAGGACCCCUGUAGAGUUGUCAGUCUAUCUUCAGUCUAGAUCUGCCGGCUUUUCAUCUUUGGAAUUGUUGAGAUUUGAGAGUCAGUCGAUUAACUUGGAUUUUAAGCUGCUUAAAUAUCAGCAGUCAUGUCUAUGAAUGGAGACGAACGUCUGGAGCGAGUCAUCCAGAAAUUAGAAGACACUGUUCUCUCUAAGGAGGACCAAGAAGCCGACUCGGUUCCGUCCGUCCGAGGCGACGGAGACAGCAACACCAAAGUCCCUGCCCGCAUCCGUGAGAUCAUCACCAAGAACCUGUCUGCUGAUGACCUACCACGUCUUGAGGAGUCUGGCCUGAGUCCUUCCGUCAUGUCGCUACAGGAGGAGAAUCGUAUGCUGACCAAUGAGUUGAGCAGGGUGGAGGAUUUGCUAUCUGCGAGUCGGGCUGAGAGAGAUGAGAUAGCGAUCAAGUAUCAGGCCCUCUCUGAUCGGCUGGAGUCAUCUUACAAGACAGAUAUUGGCAUCGAGCGUGAACGCGAAGAGCAGAAUAGAUCCUUGGUCUCGCAGAACGUAGAGCUAAGACGUAAGCUGGAGGAUGAACAUUCCAACUACAAACGCAAGCUGCAGGCAUAUCAAGAUGGGCAACAGAGACAAGCUCAGCUGGUGCAGAAGCUGCAAGCUAAGGUGUUGCAGUACAAGAGGAAAUGUGGUGAACUGGAGGCUCAUCUGCAGGACAGGGUGGCCGAAAAUGAACAUCAUCAAUACUCGUUGCGGAGUACGACAGACUCUCUACAGAGCCAGCUGGAGACGGCCGAGGCCCAACUCAAGCUGAGAGAGGAGGAACAUUCCUCAGAUCUGGAGAACGCUCUCUUGAAACUUGAAGAAGAACAACAGAGGAGUUCCAGCCUAGCCCACGUGAAUUCCAUCCUUCGUGAACAGCUGGACCAAUCCACUACGGCCAAUCAACACCUGACUGCCGACAUCUCCAGAAUGACCUCUGAUCUGUCCAAGUCACGUGAUGAGCUGGAGUCUAGGGAGAGAGAAUGGCGUGACGAAGAGAAGUCCUUCAACGACUACUUCAACAAUGAGCACAGUCGUCUCUUGGCAGUCUGGCGUAACGUGGUCGGCUUCCGGCGUGGAUUCAGCGAGAUGAAGACAGCUACCGAACGGGACAUGGCCCAGGUCCGUGCCGAGAUGACCCGUAUGUCUCGCAACCUCCACUCUGCUUGCUUGAACCUCAACGCCAACAUGCGUACCACCGAGACGAGCUCAGUGGUCCAACUGGAGAAGGAGCAAUCAGAGAGAUUGCAGCAGGAGCAGCAGCUACGGGAUAAGGUCAAGGAACUAUUGGACCUACAGGCUAGGUUUGAUAUGGAGAAGGUGGAGCUCAAUGCAAGGAUCAAUGAGCUUACAGUCACCAAUGAGAAAUACAAGAUCCUUCUGGCUGAAAAGGACAACCAGCUCCGCAACGUCGCUGCCAGUGCAACCAGCGUCAGUCGCGUGACCAUCUCUUCCUCCCAGACCCACUCAUUAGAGUCCAGCCGCACCGAAGCAUCCCAGCAGCAGCAAGCAGACGUUGUAGAUGAAGGCGAGUCGUUGCAGUUACUACGUGAGGAAUGCGAGGCGCUGCACACAGCGCUGCGUGAUAUCGCUCAGGUGGUGAUCCAAGACGCUGAUGUCUCAGGGCCCGGUGAUGGUGAUGUGAACGGCGUCUUGGAGGAUCAACAGGAGACGGGAUUCAUGUCUGAUGUGACACUGCCAUCACCGUAUGCUAGGUCCACUCCACUAAGACGUUCUCAAUCACCAGGUCGUCCUUACCAGCUCCAUCGUUCACCAUCCCCUCGCCGUACCGCCUCACCCUCCAGACGUACCCUGUCACCAUCUCGCUCCCGGUCACCGGCCUUCGCUGAGUCCACCUACUCAGCGGUACAAGCUGCCCUGCAGAAGAGACAACUACAGGUCCAGGAGCUGAAAGUCAAGCUGAACUCCACCAAGGAGCAAAUCACCACCUUGAAGAAACAAGUUGAUGGUGGAGAGACAGACAACAGACAUCUAGAACGCACCAUCCAAGGAUUGAAGGAUGACGUGGAGACGGCUAAACGCCAGACAGAUGAUAUCAGGAGGGAUCGGGAUAGACUCAGGAACUCACUAGAAGCAACAGGAAGUGAGAAGUCAGCUCUGGAGAAUCUUCGUCGGUCCCUGAAUGAGCAAAUAGAAGCUCUGAACACUGAGAAUGAGAGGAUACAAUCAGCCAAUGCUGAGCUGCAACGUCAACGAGACGGCUUGGAAGAUGAGAGAGAUGACAGAGAGAAGGAUAUGGGGAGGCAGAAGAAAGAAAUUGAAAGAAGCCACAAGCUUCUUGAGCAGAUGGAAGGCAAGAACUCCACACUGAAGGAGGAGAUUGUCAGCUUGAAGGAAGCACUGAAUAAAGCCACGCUGGAGAAGGAAGUACUGGACCAGGAAAAGGCAGAAAUCGGUGCCACCUUAUCAAGGGCCGAGCUACAGAAAGCUGAGCUGGAGAUGGACUUGAACAAAGUCAGGACUGACGAGGCUAGUCUAAGGGAUGCUCUGCUCAAGAUGCAAGCGUUGAAUGAGGGACUGGGACAGGACAAGAUUGAACUCAAUAAGAUCAUCAUGCAGCUUGAAGGUGACAAGCACGCCCUAGCAUCUGAGAAAGGUCUCCUCGAACAUGAGAAAUCCACCAUCCGUGAUGAGUUGGCUCGCAUAGAGAGCGAAAAGAUGGAUACGGAGACAGAGAAGAUGGGUCUGGAUCAGAGUCUGAGUCUGGCAGAACACACCAAGGCACAGCUAGAAGAUGAACUCAUGGCUAUCAAUAGAGACAAAGCUGAAAUACACGAUAGCUAUUCACAGGUGAGUCGUCAGAAGGCAGCCUUGGCUGAGGAGCUCCUGAAAUCUCAGCGUAGCUUGGACCAACAAGUUGACAACGUCUCACGGAUUGCUAAGGAGAAGGAGGAGUUGACUAAAGACAAGGCUAGCCUGGUGGUGCAGCUGACUGCCGCUGAGAGAGAGAACAGGGCACAGAGCGAGGUGAUAGCUGCUUUGAAUAGCGACAAAGACAGCCUAGAGACUGCCUUGUAUGAGGUGCAGCAGACUGCAGCUAAGCUGGAGAACAGGAAGGAGCAACUUGAAGCUGAGGUCCAGGAACUGCAGCUAGCUAAAGAGGCAAUCACAGUUGACUUGGCUCGUGUUCGUAAGGAGAUGGAGAUUGAGGUCACCAAGCGAGACAAGGACCUGGAUCUACUGAAGCAGAAACAAUCGCAGGGGGAGAGGGACUCCCAGCUGGCUAUCAAGCAACGGGAACAGAUGCAUGAAGAGGAGAUGGAAAGACUCAACAGGGAAAAGGAGACCAUCCGAUUGCAGUUGGAAGGUGAACGAGAGGAGAUCGUCCACAAAGCCAACCAGGAACGGGAGGAAUUGGUUGGCAAGUAUGAGCAGGAGAAGGAGGCAAUGGAGGAGGAGAUCGCAAUGAUGCAGCGGGAUAGAGAUGAGAGUCUGCUAUUGGCUGAGAAUGAUAAACAACAGGCCUUGUCGUUUGCCCAACAAGAGAAGAAUCAAUUGAUGGAGAAACUCAACAACUCUCAGCGUGAACUGGCCAACGCUUCUAUGGGGAUGGAUCGCCUCAAACGGGAAGCGUUCACUAAAUCUGAACAAGACAAGGAUGCCCUGAACGCCUCCAUCACAGAAGCUAAAGAUCUGAGAGGAAUAUUUGAAGAAGCCACUGAGGCACACGAGAGGCAGAACCGUGAACUGACGUCCAACAUCAAAGACCUGCAGAAAGCCAAGGAAGCAUUGAUGCGAGAGGUCAAUGAACUCAAGACACAACUCAAGAUGGUUGAGGAGAGUCGAGACGGAGUGAGACGUGAGCUGAUUGAGGCUCAUCGUAAGAUAAGAGAAGGUGAUGAAACGAGGGAGGUGAUGCGCAAGGAGAAUCUUGACAUGAAACGGCAGUGGAAUGAUGAGGUCCGCGAGAAGGAAUCAGUCUUGAAGGUCAGCGAGGAGCUCAGGGACAAAGUGAAGAAGACCGAAGCUGAGAAGACGUCACUGAAUCGCAGCGUAGAAGACAAGGUGCAACGCGUCAAUGUAUUGGAGGAAGCCAAAGCUACAAUCCAGAAAGAAGCUGGUGAAUUGAGGUCCAGCUUGAGAGAGGUGGAAAAGUCUCGUCUAGAAGCUCGACGAGAACUACAAGAACUCAGACGACAGAUCAAGACUCUUGAGACUGAGCGAGCCAAGAGAGCUAAGGAGAUUGAGGACCUGAUGGCUCGUCUCUCAGCGGCAGACGCCCGGGAAGACGACAGCCGUAAGGACAUCUACUCCCUCAAACAGAAGAUUGUCGAGACCGAGUCGGCCCGCGAAACUAUCCGCAAAGACGCCUCCAACCUGCAGCGACGCUACAGUGAGUUGGAGGAGGAGCUCCGUCUACGAGAGAAGGAUUACCAGAUGGCCCUGGAGGAUGCCAGGAACACGGAGAGGAAGCUAUCAGAUAAACUGAGAGUGACGGAGACGUCGUUGGAGUAUGCUAAUGGAGAGAUGGGUGAAUUGAAGCUGAAGCUGAGCGCUGCUGAGGGACGGAUUAAUGGGCUGGAGGCUCAACUGGCACAAGUUGAAGGAGCUAAGCGUGAUGUUGAAUUCAAGCUAGGCAGUCUCCACUCUGCCCUCCGUCGUACCCUGGGUAUCGGGACGGGUGCUGCACCAUCAGGCAGCCCAGGAUCGACACUCAGAGCUCGUAGUCCUAGCCCUAUGAGAAGCCGCAGGACUCGAUCACCUGGCAAAGUAAGCUUCAAUCUAACAGCAGGUUUUGACAACACCUUCACCACAACCACGGACGGUCGUGGCAGCCCCAUCCCACGGACUGGCUCUCCAGAUCGGUCCCGCAGCCCUGAACGUAGCAUGUCACCAACUCGUCUCGAGCAGCUGGUGGCUGACAUUGACCCUGAGACCGUCCGCAUUGCUCUACGAGACUUCUCCCAACAGCUGAAAGAGACAGAACGACAGAGGGAUGAUGCACACGCCAAGAUCAAGAGUCUUCGUCAGGAGAUGGUUGAGAUGGAUGAAGACAGGAGCCGCAUCGAGCAACGUCUACAACAACUACAGAAAUCACUGGGUGAACUGGAGGAAGGAAAGAGAGGAGCUGAUGGGAGACUGAGUAGCGCACAGACGGCGCUGAUGCUGCAGGAGGAGACGAUCAGAAGACAUGAACGAGAACGGAAAGGCAUGCAGGAGAAGUUCCACACCAUGGAGCGAUCUCUCCAAUCCUCGGAGAACGAGAAACGAGCCUGUCAAGACAAGAUCGCCAAGAUGAAACAGAACGAGCAACGUCUUGAGGCAGACAAACGCCAACUACGCGAGACUCUAGAAGGCUCGGAGAACAGAGGCACGCAGUUGGAGUUGAAACGUCGCGCCUUGGAGGGUGAUUUACAGCGACUACAGCUGUCCAUGAAUGAUCGUAUCACUGAGAACCAGGUUUGUCAGGAACGAAUCGACUCCUUGAUGAAGCAGAUACAGAUACUAGAGAGCAAAAACAGCUCCUUGCAGCUGACUGUCGACAGGAUGUCCAAUGCACUGGCCAAGAGUGAAGAAGAGGAGGGUGACCUGAAAGGAAAGCUGCAAUCCCUGUCCAUGACAUUGAAUGACAGCAGUGUGGAGAGCAACCAGCUGCAGGAGCAGAUACAGCAUCUACAGCAGACAUUGUCACAGAGUGAACAUGACAGACGUGUACUACAGGAGAGAUUGGAUACAGCUAGGCACGCCGGGUCUGAAGCCAAGAAGCAGAACCAUCAGUUGAUGGAGAGAGUCCAACAACUUCAGAAUGAGAUGUCUGAUGUGGAGCUGCGACGGAUGGAACUGGAAGGACAGGUCCGCAGCUUACAAGAGCUUCUCAAGCAGCGUCGGGAAUCUGAGGAUACCGCUCUGUCACAAAUACAGCGCCUCCAAGCCCAGAAACAAACCUCCCAAGAACACAUCUCUAUGCUGCAGAAGGCGUACGGUAACCUGGAGACAGAGAAGAGAGAACUAGAACGUAGCACUGGACGUCUGGAGAAGGAUAAGAACGCGCUCAAGAAGACACUGGAUAAGGUUGAGCGGGAGAAGAUGCGAGUGGACGAGGUGGCGAUGCGAGUCUCAUCUGAGAAGGGAGCGUUGGAUAACUCACUGAGUACCUAUGAGCAAGAGAACACGGAGUUACAACGUCAGGUGCAGGCUAUGCAGGGAUCGCUGGCUGAGACGGAACAACAACAUGCUCAAAGGUUGAUUGAGCUGACAACACGUCAUCGUCAGGAGACAGACAUGGAGACUGAGCGACUACGCACCGCUCAGCUACAAGCAGAGAGAAUGCUGGAGGCUAGAGAGAGGGCUCAUAGACAGAGGGUCAAGGCCCUAGAGGAACAGAACAUGACGUUGAAGGAUCAGCUGAACAUGGAGCAGAAGAAACGACAGCAGUACCUGACUAGGAGCAGCAAGACCUCAGAUGAGAUACAAGACCUCAGGAACAUACUCAGUGAUUCCUUACACACAGUCUCCCGCGACACCACCCUGGAUCCCGUCCUCCUGGAGCAUGAGACACGUAAGCUGGAUGAGUCCAUGGGCUACAGCUCUGGGUAUGGACCACCGUCAUCCCUCACCGGCAAGCAUCGUAGUACAAGGAGCUCAUCACCAGUCCGUCUGAGUGCUCAGGCUACAUCAACUCCUGCACCCGGCAAAGAAUCCAAGAUCAAGUCAUCUCCGAGGGCCCAUGAUCGGACUGCUUCCGUUGGUCUCAGCCCUGUUGCCCGUCGCUCACUCAGAAAGUAAGACAAUGUAAGCAACUUUCUCCAUCGCUGGUCUUGAGUUGACACCUGCGAGCGAUUCUCAGUAUCUAAGAUGUCUGACAAGGUGCUGCUUUUUAUCUCAGUGUUUGUGGCAUCUUGUACCUGUUGUGUUAUUUCUUAUGGUUUCAUGGAGUUUGAUUAAAAAAUAUUUGGAUGAUUAAGUAGAAAUUACAAGCUUUUUUUUUUUUUAAUUCUGAGAUUGAUACUCGGCUCAGAUUUUGACAUUUUUCUGUAGCACAGUAACUUGUGAAAUUGAAACCAAAUUUACAGUUUAAAGUUCUGUUUGUAGUUCUUAUUUUGUGGAGGAUAACUGAUGUCUUAGAUACUGGGAAUUGUUCGUUUGGUGCUAAAAUUGUGGAAAGUAUGACGACAGUGUAUAAAUGAUCUAGGAUGUAACAGUCAAACUUUAUGGACUUAAAAAAAAGGAUAAUUUGGUAAGAUCACACUAAGGUUUUUUCAAGGAAAAGGACUGCUGCACAGUUUGAAAAAGGACAAAUGCACAGUUUGAAAGCGAAUUGAUUUUUGAAGAAUUGUGUAAUAAAAAGUUUGCCAUACGGAAAUGAAACGAAUUGAAGCAUAUUGCUCCCUACAGUAUUAUGCAAAUGCGAAAUGGUUCCACAUUGUGCAGUGAUGUUGCCUUUGCUAUGCUAAGAAUGCAGUGUGUUUCAUGUCAUGCUUACGUAACAUGUGGCUUUUUAAUUGAAUUCUUAACAAUUGUAAAAUCACAAUUCCAGUCCCCAGAGAAGUAAGGAUGCCGAGACCAAAAAAAGGUUUUUUUAAACUAGAAAUUGUUCAAGGAAGCUCAGGUUUUGACCCAACAGUAAUUUACCACUAGAGCUUAUUGGAUCAAUUUGAAUAUUUUGGAACUGUCUAAGAAAAUAUCUUUUUAUCAAUUUAGAAGCGUAAACUUAUAAUUAAUAAAAAAUGUCACACUUAAUAAGCAAUUUUUUCGAAAGCACCAGUAGACGUAGUGUAGUUUUAGAUUUCACCCAAAUCAAACAAGCGAUCAAAGAAAUUUUUAAUAAGCCGUAAAUUUUUUAGACUUUAAAAUUGCGUCAAAAUUGACAAAAUAUUUUAAUCUGAUUUAUUGUUUCAAAAGUGUAUAUAUAUUGGAGAGAUUUUUUGUAUGCUAGUAGUUGCACAGUGUACACAGUUCUCGGUCAAGAGUGUGGAUUUUAAUUCUUGUGUUUAUUCUUUGCAUUCUAAAAAUUCCAUUUUAAUCAGAAAAUGUUACUCUCCCUUUUGUUUCAAGUUGAUGUUGAUGUUUUUAAGAGAAAUCCGUGAACAAUGUGCACUGCAGUUUUUUAUUCAAAACUUGCUCAGAUUCCGUCUAGUUUGGAAGAUAUUUUUUUAAGUGGGAAUUUUAACAUAAAUUGAUUGAUGUGUAUUUUUUUACUGUGUGCUUUGGAAGGUUUCCUUACAGCUGACUAAAAUGAAGGUUUAAAAUCUUUUCUUUCUAAAAUCAAACUUCAAAGUGCCAACUAUAAAAUCUGUGGACAUUCCAGCACAAUUCUCUGGACUGUGAUUGUAGUGUUACUAGUCUUCUUCAGGGCAUUCCCUAUACUUGAAUAUAUGGUUUUACUUUUCCCCACUAGUCCUUGUAUUUGAGAUAUGUAUUUAAACAGAAGUCAGUUAAUUCCUCAUAGCAUGCCUUAUGUCACGUAUGGUCUCUCAAGUCAUCCACUGAAAGCCAGGGUCCAUCAUUUGCAGCUAUCCAAAAAGUAACUGAUGUAAUUAUUGUUGAAAAACAUACUUGGUUGAAAGAUAGUAAGCAUGGUAGGGGGACUAAACUCCCUGUGACAUUAUUCUUUCUGGCAAGCUAUCAUUUUGAAGAAAUCAACGAAAGAAGGCCUUUCCAAAAGAAGCACCAUUGCAAAAAUUCCGUUUGUAGUUGGGGGUUUUUUAUUCGGCGAAGCGCGCGCAAUCAGUGCACUACACAGCGUAGCUGCAAUCGGCUCAGUGAGAACAUGUCUCUGACGCUGGAUUCCGAGGCCCAGUUAAAAACAUGAUUCAGCAACUUUUGAUUUGGAAUCUAGAUCCUAGAAAGCUGAGCUUAAACUUCAUCAGGUUAGUUGUUCAGCUCCCUUCUUUAGAUUUUGAGCACUUUUGUUGCUUCAAACGAACAAAAUGCACAAAUUACAAAUGAUGGACUAUACCUUUAAGCAAGAAUUGUCAGCUAAAUUGUACCUCUGGCACAUGCAAGAACAGAACUACGACACUUUGUGAAGAUUGAAAACACUCUUUUGAAAACACAUUUUGUCUGGUUCCUUGACUACAGCAGGCUGCAAAUCAAUAUGACAUGCUACUAGUCUGGACAAAAGUAUGCAGUUUGUGUCUUAGUUGCUGGACUGCAUAAGAACCAAAUUUGAGAGCAUUUUUUCAAACUUCCUAUUAAGACAGCAGUUAGGUAUACCUACUUGCUAAAUGAGUAUUUCACUUCUGUUUAACUAUUGUAGCUCCUUUGAGUGUUCCCCAGCUUAGAUUUACACGUACAUGUACUUAUCAGAGAAUGUAUUUAAACAUUAGGGGUACCAGAACAAUUUGUUGAUUUAUUGUAUUUUAAUGUGUGUGAAUGCAUGAAUGAAUGAAUGUACAUUUUUAUUAUCUAUUUUAAUUUGGCCGAUUGCCCCAAUCGUGACUGCUUUAUUGUUUGUGUGUGCUUUUAUUGGACGUAGAUUUUGUGAAAUCCAAAAAUAAUGUCUGUAUUGGAAGAUUUACGGAUGAAAUUAAAACAAAAAUGGAAAAUAAAAGGACAAAUGGA